UGUUCUUCACCAAUCAGAUGGGAAUUGCUCGCGGGAAACUGAGAGCUGAUGAGUUUCAGGCCAAGGUGGAGUCAAUUAUAGUCACUCUGGGUCUGCCAGUUCAGGUGUUCGUGGCGAGUGGACCUGGCUUGAUUCGCAAGCCCAUGCUGGGCAUGUGGCACCACCUGAUCCAGAAAGCCAACGACGGAAUCGAAGUCGACAUCGGCAAGAGUCUGUACGUCGGAGAUGCCGCAGGACGCCCGGCAAACUGGGCCCCCGGAAAGAAGAAGACUUCUCCUGCAGCGAUCGCCUGUUUGCUCUCAACGUGGGACUCCCGUUCCACACUCCGGAGGAGAUCUUCCUGGGAUGGAAGACGGCACCCUACAGCCUCUCCCCUCUGUUCCUCCCGGCCACGGCCACGCUUUGCCACGAGGAGCCGGAGGUGGUGGUGGCGGUGGGAUUCCCCGCAGCUGGGAAGUCGACGUUCUUCAAAGAGCACAUGGUCCAAGGGCUACAGCUACGUGAACAGGGACACGCUGGGGAACUGGCAGAAGUGUGUGGCGGCGUGCGAGGAGGCCCUGCGUGGUGGACAUGGGGUCGUGGUGGACAACACCAACCUGGAGGUGGACGCGCGGAAAAGGUACGUGGAUUGUGCACGGAAGGCUGGCGUCCCUUGCCGUUGCUUUCUGUUCACAACGACCUUCGAACACGCGAUGCACAAUAACCGGUUCCGCGAGGCCGUGGGCAAAGAGCACGUGCCGGUCAACGUGAUGGUGAUGAACGCCAGCAGGAACAAGUACGUGCCGCCCACGGCGGACGAAGGCUUCAGUGAAAUUGUCCGCAUCAACUUUGUGCCCAAUUUCACCGACCCGGAGCUCGGCGCGCUCUACCGCCAGUUCUCCGAGGGUUAGGCCCAGUGAGAGCAAGCGGGGCUCUCGGCUGCCCGGACCACGGCGACCGCUGCCUGGUGACAGCGGGGAGUGACGGGGGGGGGCGGCAGUGGUAAUUUAGUAAGUGAACGCUGUUGAUGAAAAUUAUGAGCUUGUCUUAAAUUCCGGUGACAACGGUGGCAACGGGUGGAAGAGAAUCGUGGGCAAUGACUACGACUAACCAUCACCACCACCACCAUCGUAACCAACACCAUCAUCACUACCACCAUUGUCACCACCACUAUCAUUGUCACCGUCACCGCGAUUAUCACCACCACCGCUAUCAUCAUUAUCACCACCAUCACCAUCAUCACCACCAUCAUCAUUACCACUAUCGUCACCACUACCAUUAUCGUCACCAUCAUCACUGUCAUCAUCACCACCACCACCAGCGACCCACCAGAGAUUACAGAAUGACUGUGACGAGACAAUUAACGAGUCUGAACGAAAGAUAAUUCCGUAGCCUAAUCAUUAAAUAACUAUAAGUUUCUCAUUACAUGUUUGACUGCUGUAGUCAACAAGGACUAAGAGAAUAACUCCAUGAGGUACACCGACUCAGACUCGACGGCUCGACUGUGCCAUCGACUGGGCUGUUACGAUGACUGACAUAUCAAACGCCGAUGAAGCUUUGAACAGGUAAGUGCGUUGAGCGAUCAUGAAGUGAAUCGACAAGCCCCUUCGGCUUUCAGGCGUUCCGAAUUCUUUCUGGCAGCGUCACGUAAUGAUUAUGCAAUCGUCACGCAUGUCCACGUGCUGCCGUCGACGCCAAUCCGCUGCUGGAUGAAGGCCGUGCCGUGCCGUGCCGUGAACUCACCAGGACUGUGUAGGCCUCAACGGGGGGGACGUUUGAUAGCCCCGGAGGGGAGAGUGCUGGAAGAAGAUGGUUUCUAGACUCUUGGAAGACAUUUGGGGCAAAGUAUGUACGCAUGUGUGUUGGACUUCUUUCGCACCGUACGUAGUCAACCGCGCUAAUCGGAGGUGUCGGGGGAAGGGCAGCAAACCAAACGCACAAAACUGUUCUAAAGAUGCGAGUUUGUCAAUCGAGAUGAUGGCUCCGGUGGCGUCUUGAUAUCGGAAGGAAGAGCGUUCCAGACGGCCGCACAAGCGCAUCUGAAAGCGCCGCGCGACGCGAUGAUCACCGUCUCUGUUCGAUGGCCGAGCUAAAAGCCGGUGCUUCUGCAAGGAUGAGCGGAGUUGGCGUGAUGAUGGUUCAUGUUCCUUGUUUAUCGAAGGUGCGAAAAAUUGUGAAACGGACAAAAACAAAUUGCGUUUCGUGUCAUAAAGCUCUCAGCCUUAUCCAGACCACCAGCUGAAAAGAACUGAAUGUUUGGUCAUUUUGUCGGUAAGAUCACCGACUCGGCGAGUUGAGAUGGUGAGGCCUGUCCCAACGGGGGUGAGGGCGGUGAUACGGAGACACACCCGAUGACCGUUUUCACCUCCCGUUAAGACUUCAUGAGUAGAGGCACAGUCAACAAUGAAAAAAACAAUAAUUGGCUUUAACCCUUUCUGGUAAUAAAGCAGAAGGUGUUAAGAUGUCCAAACAACAAAUAGAUAACUCCAGCAAGGCAUCAGGUAUGCAUUAACCGCACGUGCUUGUGGCAAGAUACGCUCCAUCACCAAACAGACACCGGGUCUAACACUGCUGGUGAGACUAGGCCAUCAAGAAGGCCGUCUCUGGCGUAGGCCAAUCGGUUUCAAAGACACGAUCAGAUACCUUGCAAUCGGUGUUUGGUGUGUGCACAUCUUAACACCUGAUACAGUACAGAGAGUCCUCUACUUACGAACAUUCAACGUACGAACUUUCAGAGUUACGUAGUUGCCCGUUCGGACCAAGAGUCGUAAGUUCAACCGCCGCGCAAUAGAUGGCGGUGGUGGCAUCUACGUCUGCAGAACGUGAAGAACCAGCGGCAUCUACAGGAGAUCGUACAACUUUUAAAGGCAUUCCCCGUGUUUGAGUGUACACGCCGUACGACGUGUUUGGAAUCGAUGGGAGUAAAGUUGGAACUUACGAACAAAUCGACUUACGAACAGAACCUCUGGAACCUGCCUCGUUCGUAAGGAGAGGAGUCCCUGUGCUGGCAGACAGGCCCCAGAGACACGGUCAAUCGGUGUUCACUGCUGCCAUGAUUCCUACGGUGGAGCCCGGUAUAUGGAGAGGCCUUUGCACUGUGGUGGGAGGCAGGGGACCCCGCUAGCCAUGGGCUUCAGGUGACAACCGCCUUUUGUCCAGGACGAAGAGAACCCAUAACAGCAGUAAAGUCUCUUUGCAUCCGGCCUGCAUGAGUGCCACGGUGGCGAGAUGUUAACUACCUCGCCUGGUAUACGGGAGGUCGUGGAUUCGGGCCCGGCCGUGACGAUGCCUGCUGUAUAGUUGGAGUUUGUGUGUCUCUCCCCGCGAGCUCGUGGAUUUUCCUCCGGAUCCUCCG
Messenger RNA from Lethenteron reissneri (Far Eastern brook lamprey), 3334 nucleotides. RefSeq names its product bifunctional polynucleotide phosphatase/kinase-like. The record is from RefSeq and is a predicted model, not a curated record. Gene Ontology annotation, cellular component: nucleus. Gene Ontology annotation, biological process: DNA repair. Gene Ontology annotation, molecular function: double-stranded DNA binding; ATP-dependent polydeoxyribonucleotide 5'-hydroxyl-kinase activity; polynucleotide 3'-phosphatase activity. Lineage: Eukaryota; Metazoa; Chordata; Hyperoartia; Petromyzontiformes; Petromyzontidae.